Messenger RNA from Symbiodinium pilosum, 876 nucleotides. The record is from the annotation of a GenBank genome assembly. NCBI's taxonomy places the organism in Eukaryota, Dinophyceae, Suessiales, Symbiodiniaceae.
AUGAUCCGUGUCUUGAAGCUUUCCGGUCAAGAGCUUGCCGCCGUGGCUGUUGGGGAUGUGGAAGAUGUCGGAAAAUUGAAGCGGCACUUGCUUUCUCUGUAUGACCUCCCGGUGUGCAUGCUGCAGCUUGUGCAGGACGGCUGUAUUCUCGGUGAUGCUGCUGUGAUAGAUGCUCCCGGCGCUGUGCAGUUAGUGCUGGUGCCUGUUUCCGGUGCAUCUCAGGGAGAAGCUGCGGCUGCGCUGAUUCGUGCAUCUGCCAAGGGCAACGUUGAAACUGUGCGUUUGCUUUUGCGAGCUGGUGCUAACAAAGACUUGGAGAACAGGGAGGGCAACACAGCUCUUAUCUAUGCAUGUCUCCGCGGCCAUAUGGAGAUUGUUCGCAUGCUUCUGGAAGCUGGUGCUGAUACAGAACUGACGAACAAAAUUGGCGACACAGCUCUUACUCUUGCAUGUGCGGCAGGACGUGUCGAGAUCGUACGCAGUCUUUUGGACGCUCGUGCUGACAAAGAAUUGACUGGCAGAUUCGGCGACACAGCUCUUACCUGUGCAUGCAGGAAAGGCCAUGUUGAGAUCGCACGCAUACUGUUGGAAUCUGGCGCUGACAGAAAGAACGAAUAUGGAGCUCUUGUCCUUGCAGCUGGCAAGGGCCACCUUAACGUUGUGCAUCUGUUAGUGAAAUACAGUGUCAACUUUCAAUCUGACGGCAAGUUUUCAGCAACAGCUCUGGGCCAUGCGUCUGAGUCCGGCCAAAAGAAAGUUGUCAACAUGCUCUUGGAGGCUGACACUAACAAGGAUUUGACGGACGCCUCCGGCAACACGGCUCUCAUGUGUUCUAGCCUCGAGGGCCAAGCUGAGAUCGUGCGUGUGCUUUUGGAG